Hyaloscypha bicolor E is the source of this 4009-nucleotide messenger RNA. RefSeq lists its product as uncharacterized. Bases 236 to 4009 code for a protein of 1257 amino acids. Gene Ontology annotation, molecular function: protein binding; hydrolase activity, acting on ester bonds. NCBI's taxonomy places the organism in Eukaryota, Fungi, Ascomycota, Leotiomycetes, Helotiales, Hyaloscyphaceae. The record is from RefSeq and is a predicted model, not a curated record. The transcript has 3 exons.
GACGUGGCGGUGCUCUGCAGGUAGCCCAGCAGUGCCUAGUUGAGCGUGGGGGCUGAUCCCACCACGUCGCCCUUGCGCUUCGCGCCUCAUCAACAUCGACAUGUAAAAUAAUCUAUCCGCGGAACAGAAACGACGCUUUGUAGCCAAGAAUAUACUGCGACUUUAUGCCCUACAGCCUGCAUUCGACUCGGCAUAUUGAUGAUGAUGACCGUCCAACGUUUUGACCGGCAAUAGAAUGUUCUCUCGACCUUUCUCUCAACGUAGCAAAUCCUCCACAAGUUCCUUAGAAAGGGCACUCAAGCGCUUAUCAAUAUCGACGCAGCAAACGGACAUCGACGCGCCUGUUGAUGUUGUUGGAAGUCUGGGGCUGACUCUUUUGUUCCAGCCUUCGGAGCCUCUGAUUGACUUCAUAUUCGUCCAUGGGCUAGGCGGAGGCUCGCGGAAAACGUGGGCUUUGUCGAAGGAACCAUUACAUUACUGGCCUCAAGAAUGGCUUCCUCGAGACCCGCCCUUCAAGAAUGUGCGGAUACAUACCUUCGGAUAUGCCUCGAAAUGGGCCGAGAUCAAAUCCAGUACUCUCAAUGUCCACGACUUCGCGAAAUCCUUGGUGGCUGCCAUCCAGGAUUCACCUCAUAUGGGCACAGGACAGCGGACACCACUGGUAUUGAUCGGCCACAGCAUGGGUGGAUUGGUGAUCAAGAAGGCAUAUAUAAUUGCUCGGGAGGAUCCUCUUUACAAUGCUCUCGGUGAAAGGUUUCAUACUAUGAUUUUCCUUGGGACUCCGCAUCGAGGAUCCGGAUUGGCAACGGCCCUCAACUAUUCGCUGAAAAGCGUGCUCAUGCCUUAUGGCUCCAAAGCAUAUGUUGACGACCUUAAGGAUGAUUCGAUUAUGCUUCAGCUCAUUAACGAUGGGUUCCGUCAUGUCUCCGGGAAUCUCCAGCUACCUUCUUUCUACGAAGCAGUGGAAACUCAAAUUGGGCCAACCUCGAGCUUAAUUGUGAGCCGUGAGUCUGCUGUUCUAGGAUAUCCCAACGAAUAUAGUGCCCUGAUAAAUGCCAACCAUCGUGGAAUCUGCAAGUUUCACAGUCCAUCGGAUCCCAAUUACCUGACCAUCCGGAAUGCGCUUGCUUCCAUCACCAAAGAUAUUGUGAGUGAUAUAUAUCACCAAAAACGAGAAGAGCAGCAAAAACAGCUCCGUAUCUUGGAGAAGUACCUUGGAAUAUCUGAAGAUGACCUUACUGCUUAUGAAGAACGGCAGAUUGAAGGUUCUUGCGAAUGGUUGACUUUCUCAAAAACAUACUGCGACUGGAGGGAUGGUCAUGCACCGUUAAAAGCAGUCUUUUGGGUCAAUGGUCAGCCAGGGUCAGGCAAAAGCUUCAUCGCUACACAUGUCAUCAAUUCGUUGGGGGAUCUCAAUAUGGACACGAGCUAUUUCUUCAUCAGACAUGGCGACAAGUCUAGCUCAACUCUUGAAUCGUGCCUUCGUUCUCUUGCUUUCCAAAUGGCACUCAUGAACUUCAACGUAAGAGAAGAAAUCUCGGCAAUGCAGCAAAAUGAAAUACACCUCGACCGAGACGAACCGCGGGCACUCUGGCGAAUGCUUUUUGUUAGUGGCAUUUUCCGAGCAUCGUUUCAACGCACACAAUACUGGGUUAUUGACGGCUUAAACGAAUGUUCCAAUAAAAGCGCUUUGUUUCCUUUGCUUGCCAAACUCGAUAGUAGAGUCCCAUUGCGUAUUUUCAUCACAAGUCGCACCACCCCAACGAUCCAAAAAGGUUUCUCACAACUGCAAAAUGUGGCAAUUGAAACUGCUUCCCCGGAGAACACCCUUGGCGACAUUAAGUUAUAUGUCAAGAAGAAGGUAGAAGAGCUCCAUAUCGAUCGUAUUGAGUAUCGGCAUAAGAUUACAUCGACCAUUAUAGAAAAGUCAGAGGGGUGUUUCUUGUGGGUUGUGCUUGUUUUGGAAGAACUCGAAAGUGCUUUUAGCGAAUCAGAAAUUGGACUCAUUCUCAAGGAAGUACCAGUGGGCAUGGAUCCAUUAUACGCAAGGACUCUCGAAGGGAUGUCUCAAGCUUCGCGAGGGAAACCACUGGCAAAAGCAAUUCUCAUGUGGUCAACUUGUGCAACUCGCGCACUAACACUCGAAGAACUUGAAGCUGCACUGCGAAUACAAACAAAAGACAGGAGUAUUUUCGCCCUGGAGAAGUUCAUAUCGUCUACAUGCGGAAAUUUGGUGUAUGUUGACAGAUACAAGAAGGUUCGGAUGAUCCACCAGACAGCAAAAGAAUUUCUCCUGCGUGAUGAUCUAGAUUCCGAAUUCGCAAUCAGAGGCCGCGAUGCUCAUAGCGCACUUGCAGAUACUUGUCUCCACUAUCUGAUUUGCAACGAGAUGAAGGCACCAAGAAAUCGCAAACUCCUCACGCCUACAGAACAACGAAUCAAGAAACGGUCCCUCUUUGCAGACUAUGCAUGUACGUCGUUCAGUGAUCACCUUAGAAGUGCGGAUACAGCAAGUGACAGCUACAUGGUCUUGCUUGAUAAAUUUUUUCGGUCCAAUGUACUCAGCUGGAUCGAAGUGGCUGCUGCCAAAGGAACCCUGAGUCCGUUGAUCCUUACCGCCAAAAACUUACGAGGUUUCUUGGAGUCUCGCAAAAAGCAUGCGGGGCCAAUUGGAAAACACUAUCAACUCGUUGCUGAAUGGAGCACUGAUCUUGGACGCAUUGCAGCAAAAUUUGGAAGGCAUCUGUUGGAGUCACCGACUGUUAUAUACUGGCUGAUUCCAUCCUUUUGCCCCCUGGAAAGUCCUGUCAAAGUCCAAUUUGGGUCCUCCCGUGGUGGUUUCUCGGUCGCUGGUCUUUCAAACACGGUUUGGAACGACAGACUGGCAUGUAACACUUAUGGCAGCGAACAAGCUCGUUCAACGGCGUGUAGUGAUAAACAUUUUGCAGUAGGAUUGUCAAGUGGCAUUAUUCAUCUAUAUUUUCAAGAUACCUGUCAGGAAGCGAGGGUUUUGAAGCAGAGUGGGCGACGAGAUCCUGCAAAACUCAUGGCGUUUGACACAUCUGGGGGCCUGCUCCUUUGUGCUGGAGUUAGAAGCAUUCGACUAUGGAAUACGACGAAUGGUGCAGAGCUUUGGAGCUCGACACUAUCAAUCCCACCAGUUGCAGUCCUAUUCUCAGACGGCGACACCAUGGUAAUCUCCAUUUCGAUUCAGAAUGCCAUCACCAUUCGCGACGUGUCGACGGGCAAGAUAAUCUCAUCUACGACACAACAAAAUCCAUUCGAGACACAACAGCUUGGAUUUCGACGGCCUAUUGACCGUGCUGCAAUUUCGCUUGUGCACAAUUUGGUUUCUGUGGUAUACCGAGGCCUGCCAAUUGCGAUCUACACUAUGGAUAACAACGAAUUUCUAGGUUCAUGUGCUCGAGUGGAAGAGGUUCGAGAGGGAAGAGGAGACACCGCAUUGUUAUCAAUGAUCUUUAACCCAAACCCGGAACUGAACCUCAUCGCUGCUCUCUACCUUGAUGGAGAUCUCGCACUUUACGAUACUAUGGAGCUAGAACUUGUCACUCUGGUAAAUGGCGCAGAUGCAAAGUCUCUUGCAGCUUCCCCAGCCGGACGAACCCUUGCCACCGGGGAUGCUGGCGGUGUCAUCCAGAUUUAUGACUUUGAAACGCUCAGACUCUUGUACCGAAUCGUGGCAGCAGAUCAAUCCAUUCGAAGUAUGUCAUUCAGUACCGAUAGCAUGCGGCUUCUGGAUGUUCGAGGCACUCAUUCCAACAUUUGGGAGCCAUCAGUAUUGGUCAGAGAAAUUGCAACUGAAUCGGAAAGUGUGUCUGAUACCUAUCCAGUUGACCCCAAGCCCGUCGGCAACAGAGAACUAUACGAAAAGGGCGAUAUCACGGCCGUUGCUACCCACCCAACGGAGAAUGUUAUAUUUGGUGGUAUUGGCGAUGGUUCCUUCCCUCCUAACACACGAAAUGUCUGUUACCCAUUCGCAAGAGGAUAA